Aedes albopictus (Asian tiger mosquito) is the source of this 611-nucleotide messenger RNA. RefSeq lists its product as uncharacterized. The transcript is spliced from 2 exons. The record is from RefSeq and is a predicted model, not a curated record. NCBI's taxonomy places the organism in Eukaryota, Metazoa, Arthropoda, Insecta, Diptera, Culicidae. The coding region runs from base 34 to 603 and encodes 189 amino acids.
GAUUCAUAGGGCUCGGCCCAAAACAGAAGCACGAUGAUCAAAAUUGUACUCCUCGUUGUAUGUACCGGCAGCUUUAUCGUAGCGAGUCAGGCUGAUGAAGCCGUCGUUGCCGCAGUCGUGGAAGCCCGUCAGCAGUAUCCUGACUCACCGUUCUUCCAUUCCGUUGCCUAUCCUUUCGGUUACGGUUGGGGCAUAGCGGCCUUCGUGUUGGCCGUGUUCAAAGCAGUGUUCGUAUUUAGUGCUUAUGUGAUUUGGGCCUCUUUUGAAGCAGGAUUUGGCCGGGAACGAUCGAUCGACGGCGACGGCAGGGCGAACGAGUACCAGUGGAUAGAUGCGAUCGUACAGCUGGCGGCACCGGACGCGACGGAUGAAUGCCGCCGGGAAGUGAUCUGCGAAGCGGAAGCAUACGUGUCGGGAAACCCGUUGUUGCGGAUAUUGUCGCAAUUUGGUGGUGGCACGGGGAACGAGUGCAGGAUGGCAACUUUUAGUGGAGUGUGCAGAUCGAUCACGAUCCAGGAUGUGAUUGUGAGACAAAUCAGGCCGUUUUUCAACUACCAGUCAAAUGUCAAUUGGGGCACGUCGAUACUCAAUAAAUUGUUAUAAAAUUGAAA